AUUUACUAUUCCCUUACUUUUACUUCAGUUGAUAAAACAAUGAGUCGUAUCUUUCUUGUGUUACUCUGUUUUUAUGUAAUACAUGGACUGCCCCCACUGACACAGGAACAGGAAGAACUAGUAAGGCAUCAUGGAAUUAAAGUCUUAUCCUUAUCGGGAAAUAAUACAACAAAUCAUCAUGGCAAACGUUUGGCUCUGAAGUAUAAAUACGUUGGGGCCAAUGGUAACGUUCAGAACACGCGCUAUGGAGGGGAUUGGUUGACUGUGGAGGCUACCUCGGCCGUCAGUGAUAGGGGACACUACCUAGCGGCGCUGGUCGCGGCUAGGAUGACCAAACAUAUGCCCACUUCUAUCUUCAGCACACUAGCCAGAUACGCAAAGAUCUCUGUGUUUGCUCAUGGUCAGGAUACAACUAUCUUCCCUGAGUUUGUCGCUGAGAGGGACACCAGUUGGUGUCGUAAUACAUGUGCUGGUUCCUGCUACUCGACAUGCACGGUUGAUGGUCGUAAGUACACUACCCUGGCCGGAGUGGGAGGAAAGACCUGCAGUGUCCUGGAGGAUAACCUUUUGUGCGAUGCUUAUGAUCCUUAUCGCCACACUUACAACGUCCUAGUUCACGAGUUUGCGCACACAGUCCACAAACACCUGCCAACAUCUAUAAGGAGUCAGAUUACGGCGGCCUAUAAUAACGCCCGUUAUCACAGUCUCUGGACUGCCAGCUCCUACGCCAUGUCUGAUGAACGUGAGUACUGGGCUGAGGGGGCAGGGUCAUUCUUCAUGGUGGACAAACAUCCAACGGCUACCGGAGGAAUGAACACAUGUGGACACACCCAUUGUCAGACAGAACAGGAAGCCCGUUAUUACAUUUACCAGAAGGACUCUAAGCUGUACUACGCCCUGUCCUACGUCUAUCUUAACUACCAAUAUACAGUGCCAUCAAAUCUGGCAUCUUGUGUCACCGGAUAAUAUUAAAACAUUAUAUGAUUCUAGUUUUUUCCCUUAAUUCUUGACUUAGCUACACGAAAACUCGUAUCAUUCUGUUCAACAAUGACUACUAUGACUGCUAAUACUUAAUUCAAUAUCAACAGAUUAC
This is a messenger RNA of Saccostrea cuccullata (small rock oyster), 1093 nucleotides long. RefSeq lists its product as uncharacterized. Gene Ontology annotation, molecular function: metallopeptidase activity. The coding region runs from base 40 to 966 and encodes 308 amino acids. NCBI's taxonomy places the organism in Eukaryota, Metazoa, Mollusca, Bivalvia, Ostreida, Ostreidae. The transcript has 7 exons. The record is from RefSeq and is a predicted model, not a curated record.